GUCAUCUCCUUUACUGUCCACAGUCUCUGGUCAUCUCCUGUGCUGUCCGCAGUCUCUGGUCAUCUCCUGUACUAUGUCCGCAGUCUCUGGUCAUCUCCUGUACUGUGUCCGCAGUCUCUGGUCAUCUCCUGUACUGUAUCCGCAGUCUCUGGUCAUCCCCUGUACUGUCUGCAGUCUCUGGUCAUCUCCUGUGCUGUCCGCAGUCUCUGGUCAUCUCCUGUGCUGUCCGCAGUCUCUGGUCAUCUCCUGUACUAUGUCCGCAGUCUCUGGUCAUCUCCUGUACUAUGUCCGCAGUCUGACCAUCUCCUGUACUAUGUCCGCAGUCUGACCAUCUCCUGUACUAUGUUCGCAAUCUCUAGUCAUCUCUCCUGUACUGUGUCCGCAGUCUCUGGUCAUCUCCUGUACUGUCUGCAGUCUCUGGUCAUUCCCUGCACUGUCUGCAGUCUCUGGUCAUUCCCUGCACUGUCUGCAGUCUCUGGUCAUUCCCUG
Molecule: messenger RNA, 489 nt
Organism: Staurois parvus
Lineage: Eukaryota; Metazoa; Chordata; Amphibia; Anura; Ranidae
Source: the annotation of a GenBank genome assembly